This is a messenger RNA of Phalaenopsis equestris, 668 nucleotides long. RefSeq lists its product as uncharacterized. The record is from RefSeq and is a predicted model, not a curated record. NCBI's taxonomy places the organism in Eukaryota, Viridiplantae, Streptophyta, Magnoliopsida, Asparagales, Orchidaceae. Gene Ontology annotation, molecular function: protein binding. The coding region runs from base 12 to 653 and encodes 213 amino acids. The transcript has 2 exons.
UAGAUGGGAAUAUGCUGGCUGCGGCUGCUGGUCUUUUGAAGGUUUUUAGUUGCGCAGACCAUACUAAGAUACAAAAGUUCUCCGGGCAUCCGGUUUCUGUAAGAUGCAUGAUCUUUAGUGAAGAUGGAAAGUCUGUACUAACUUCAGGAGUUGGUGAAAGACACAUUGCUAUAUGGAAAAUUGAUGGAACAAAAAAGAAAAGCGCGAGCUGUGUUCUUUUAAUGGAGCAUCCCGCCAUUUUUCUUGACAGUCGUGGCUCGAAUCAUGAGGAUUUGAAGCUUCGAGGUUUAUUCGUUCUUGCACUUUCAGAGAUUGGUGUUUGUUAUUUCUGGCAUGGAAAUCACAUUGAGGAACUACCAAAUGCGAGGCCUACGAAAAUUUCGCCAGAAAUUGAAUCUUUUCCAUCAAAGGGCAACAAUCGAGCAAUAUUUGCUGCAAAACUUGAUAGAAUAGUUCGAUCUAGUGUUGGAUCUGUGCGGGUUGCCCAUGGAUCUUUGAUAAAGCCAUCUUUUGAGAAACUUAUAGUCGAACACGGCGUCGACAUUAGCUUGAAUACAUCGAAGGAGGGUCUUCUUUUUCAUGUUGGUCUGUCUCACAUCUCGAGUAAAGAGAAAGUGGUUAAUGCUAAAGGUAUGAUAUCCCUCAAAAACUAAAUGAAUUUUCGUGCU